AUAGGUUUUUAGCAGCCCUUCCUUUGAACCCACGAAAGGAACAUUAAGGCCGAUACAAGCGAUUUUCACGUGAGAGUGAAACUAUUCUUCUGCCACCGGUUUCUUGCCUCCUUCUGAACCUCUGCUGCAGAUGCAUCUACUCAAUCGUUCAAAUCAAAACCAGAUUUCGAAACGAAUGAAACCUGAUUCGCCUAAUGGACCACACGGCUUGAUUCAAGUCUUCCCUGGCGACCCUCGGAUUUUAGGGUUUGUAGAAAGAACAGGAAAAAUGUUUGCUGAACUUCCUUGGGACGUGCUUGGUGUCAUUUGCAAAAGACUAGAUUUUGACGAUCUCUUUCAAUUUUCUCGUGUCUGCACAAAUUGGAGGGAUUUUUAUAAAUCAAUAGAUAAAUCAAAUUUCUUGACAUCCCAAGAACCAUUACUUCUUGAGGCUUUGAAUUGUCCUCAUAAGGGACCAUGUUCCUUUAUUAGCCUACCCAAACAAAAAGUUUACCCCUUGAAGAAUAUGAUGAUGAACAUGAUGAGUUACUCCAAGUUCCCCUUUCCUAUUUAUAUUACCUAUUCUAGUAGUUAUUUCAUUAUUAUAGCAGAUAAUUCUUCAUUUCUGCUAAUCAAUCCAUUUACACGAGAAAAGAAGAAGGUAAUGUAUCCAUCCACCUUUAAAUUUAGUUACUCUCUUUAUAAGUACAAUGCCUUGCUUGCUUUUGACAAAUACUCCGACGAAUUUGUGUUGGUGAUUUUAUGCAAAAAGUCUAACAUUUUGCUUGUCUAUCAAUCCCGAAAUAAUGGUUGGGUUACUUAUCCCACGACCGGCAUCAGCAACCCUGUUGUUGACUUUGCAGUUUUGAAUAAUAUAAUAUAUGUUGUCACUAAGAAGGGCAAGAUAGGAGUACUCAGCUUGAAUUUUGCAAAUAUUAAAUUUCUAAAUCUGGAGAAUACUCCCAAUAUACAUAACAUAUCACACCUUAACUUGGUUAACUGUGAAGAGGAACUUUUAUUGGUUAAUUUAACACCAAAGUUAAGGAGUAAGGAAGUUUACAAGAUAGACUUCUUAACUAUGAGUUAUGUUAAACUGGAAACCUUAGGUGACAAUGCAUUAUUUUAUGUUGGGUGGAAAAGCUGUAAGGCAUUGAGCAAUCCGAAUAGGUGGGGGUAUGAGAGCAACACUGUGUAUGAAGUCUGUUUUCUAUUUCCCAAUUGUAAUGCAUAUAAUUGGGAUAAAAAAUCGGAUGAAAAAAACAUUGCGCCUCCAAGUCCUAAAAUAAGGUCCAGUAUUUAUGAUUGGUGUUUUAGACAUAUAAAAUAUGAAGUAGAUUAUUCUCUAGUUGAGUAACUUGUUCGGUGUGUUUUACUAUGGAAAGAAAAACUUGUAAUAGUUUAUAGUUUUUGAUAUUAUUCUAUUAUAAUUGUGACAUUAAUAAAAAUAGUUAUUUCUUAAAAUAAUUGUUACUUUUAAUUUGUAA
Vicia villosa (hairy vetch) is the source of this 1463-nucleotide messenger RNA. RefSeq lists its product as uncharacterized. Bases 131 to 1333 code for a protein of 400 amino acids. NCBI's taxonomy places the organism in Eukaryota, Viridiplantae, Streptophyta, Magnoliopsida, Fabales, Fabaceae. The transcript has 3 exons. Gene Ontology annotation, molecular function: protein binding. The record is from RefSeq and is a predicted model, not a curated record.